AUGCCCGGGUCGCCGCGAACUCCACGACACUCGCGCAACUCUUCAGCAGUCGACAGCUUCGCCGGGUCGCCUCCUAUUCGGCGGUUCUCGAGAUCCUCUGCGCAAGAUGCAAUACCGUCGUUCCAGCACAGCCCGAACCAGCACGAUGUCCUGGAUCUUGCGGUGCUAGGCGGUCCCGGAACAGGGGCCGGCAACGGAAUGGGCAACCUGGCUGAUGAGCUGGCGGAUGCGUUUUCCGACUCAGGGGACGAGGGCGAUUACGACGCCGAGGGACAGGAGUACGAUAAAGCGGCAGACCAGGCGGGACACAACGACGGCGCAGCGCAAAACCCGUCGGCAAACGGCGAUGCGAAACGAAGUGAGGGGGACGCAGGCCUGCUCUCUCCGCGCCCAAAGGGUCAUCAGGGCCACCAGAGAAAGUCCAGUCUAUACGAUGGCAGCGACUACGGUUCAGACUCAGACCUCGACAUUGCCGGCAUCCCUCCGAGUCUCAUGGCCAAGAUUGACGCUGUCGAGAACCUCACCAUCCGCGGGACGGAUAACUACGCAGGCACAGCGGACGAUGUGCUGAAGCGGGUGAUUCAGGAGCUUCGCGACUUGGGGUCGCAAUCUAGCGUCGAGGGCAGCGCUUCGAGGCUUAUAACAGCACACUCGGCACUGACGACGCAUCUUGCGCACCAAACCCGCCAGCUUCACAGCCUCACUUUUCCCUUGCUUUCUCCGCCUGCACCCGCGCCCGACGUCGAAACGAUCGACACCCUCAUGCCGCUGCUCGUAUCCCUGACAGACGACAUGCCGCGGCCAUCGACGUCGGCCUUUAACUCGCUGACGGCGCUGCACUCCAUCACAUCAGAACUGAUACAGUCGCUGAGUUACCUUUCCGACACGCUGCACAUGUCUCGGCAGACAACCGCCGCCGCCAGCCGGAGACUGAAGAGCGCCAAGGAGCUCGUGGCCGAGAUCAGAAAGGAGGAUGAGCUGAGGGAGCAGGGCGAGGAGUGGCUGACGAGGGGAAACUGGAGCGAGCGGCUGGAGAAGAGGGAGUGCGCAAGUGUAUGCGGAGAAGUCAUUGGCGGCUUCGAGGAUGUCUGCAACGGCUGGAGGGAGCGACUGCUUGCCCAAGCAGAGCCCCAGGCGUAA
Molecule: messenger RNA, 1140 nt
Organism: Trichoderma reesei QM6a
Lineage: Eukaryota; Fungi; Ascomycota; Sordariomycetes; Hypocreales; Hypocreaceae
Exons: 2
Coding region: 1-1140 (379 amino acids)
Source: RefSeq, a predicted model, not a curated record